Messenger RNA from Arthroderma uncinatum, 855 nucleotides. Its product is annotated as histone chaperone ASF1. The record is from RefSeq and is a predicted model, not a curated record. The coding region runs from base 1 to 855 and encodes 284 amino acids. The transcript has 4 exons. NCBI's taxonomy places the organism in Eukaryota, Fungi, Ascomycota, Eurotiomycetes, Onygenales, Arthrodermataceae. Gene Ontology annotation, cellular component: nucleus. Gene Ontology annotation, biological process: nucleosome assembly; nucleosome disassembly; DNA replication-dependent chromatin assembly. Gene Ontology annotation, molecular function: histone binding.
AUGUCUGUCGUUUCUCUGCUUGGUGUACGGGUGGUGAACAAUCCUGCACCGUUCACCGCUCCGUACGAGUUUGAGAUCACAUUCGAGUGCCUCGAGCAGCUACAGAAGGAUCUGGAGUGGAAACUCACCUAUGUUGGAUCUGCGACCUCAUCCGAGUACGACCAAGAACUGGAUUCGUUAUUAGUUGGGCCAAUUCCAGUCGGCGUCAACAAAUUCAUAUUCGAGGCUGACCCUCCAGACUUGAAGAGAAUUCCCACCUCUGAGAUCCUGGGAGUCACUGUCAUCCUCCUCACGUGUAGCUACGAUGGGAGAGAGUUCGUCCGUGUUGGAUACUACGUGAAUAAUGAAUAUGACUCGGAAGAGCUGAACGCGGAGCCACCUACGAAACCAAUUAUCGAGAGAGUUGUCCGUAAUGUCCUGGCGAAGAAGCCCCGAGUAACGCGAUUCGCGAUCAAAUGGGACUCAGAGGAUUCCGCACCUGCGGAAUAUCCACCAGACCAGCCCGAUGUGGAUGCAUUGGAUGACGAUGGUGCGGCAUAUGGCGCUGAAGAGGUUGAGCUUCAGGCAGCCCUCGAAAAGGAGCUCGAGGAGCUCGACAAAGAGGAAGUGAACCCCGACGGCAUGGAAAUUGAAGAAGGUCCCGCUAAUGCCGAGGAGGGCAAUGCCGACGAUGACGAAGACGAUGCUGGCAGUGAAGACCUGGAAGCGGAGAGUAGUGAGAGCGAGGAAGAUAACGACGAGGAAGAGGGCGACGAAGACGUGGAGAUGGGUGAUGGAGACCCGGCAGACAACAAUCCUUCUGAUCCCAAGGCCACCGCCCAGCCUCAGCAGCAGUCUGAAGUUAUGGUCCAUUGA